Molecule: messenger RNA, 1353 nt
Organism: Myxozyma melibiosi
Lineage: Eukaryota; Fungi; Ascomycota; Lipomycetes; Lipomycetales; Lipomycetaceae
Exons: 2
Coding region: 95-1204 (369 amino acids)
Biological process (GO): NADPH regeneration
Cellular component (GO): cytoplasm
Molecular function (GO): oxidoreductase activity; nucleotide binding
Source: RefSeq, a predicted model, not a curated record
AUAAAAACGGGAGGGCUGCCUCCUCUGCAGGAUUCUCUUAUCAUCACUCUCCUCCUCCUCAUCUUUAGCAUCCCUCACAUCCACACACUCAACAAUGUCUGAGCAAACUAUCCUCCGUGUCGGCCUCAUUGGCUGCGGUGAAGUCGCGCAGGUCGUGCACAUCCCCACCCUCAACUUCCUCUCCGACUACUACCAGAUUACCUACCUCUGCGAUGUCUCGCAAAACGCUCUCGAGCACUGCCAGAAGAAGGUCACCGGCGGCGUCGUCCCCGAGAUUACCAAGGACGCCAACGUUCUCUGCAAGUCCGACAACGUCGACGUUGUCUUCGUCGUCAACUCGGACGAGUACCACUGCGCCCACGCCAUCAUCGCUCUCGAGAACGACAAGAGCGUCCUGAUCGAGAAGCCCAUGGCUCUUAACAACCGCGAUGCCGACCUCAUUGCUGAGGCUGCUAAGAAAUCCAAGGGUAAGGUCAUGGUUGGUUACAUGCGCCGAUACGCUCCCAUCUUCGAGGACGCCGUCAAGGAGAUUGGUGGACUCGACAAGAUUAACUACGCUCGUGUUAGAGAUAUCAUUGGACCCAACUCGGUCUUCGUCGACCAGUCCGGCACCUACCCCAAGCGAUUCUCUGACUUCACCCCCGAGGAUGGCGAGGACCGAACUGCCCGUGCCACCGACCUCGUCCACCAGGGUGUCGACGUCGAGACCGGAAUCGAGAACCCCGAGCCGCUCGUCCAGCGCACCUGGCGUUUCCUCAACGGUCUCGGAUCGCACGAUCUGUCGCUCAUGCGCGAGGCCCUCGGAAUGCCCAAGAGCGUUCUUGCUUCCCGUAUCAUGAACGGCAACGGACCUUUCCUGACUGCCCAGUUUGACUACGGCUCUUUCAUCUGCACAUACGAGACUGGUAUCAACUCGCUGCCUGUUUUCGAUGCUUGCAUUGAGAUCAUCGGCCAGAGCAAGUCCGUCAUCGUCCAGUACGACACUCCUUACGUCAAGGGUCUCCCCAUCAUCAUGACCAUCAAGGAGAACCACGACGGUGCCUACCACGAGACUAAGAUCAGAAAGACCUAUGAGGACCCUUACACCGUCGAGAUGAAGAAGCUCUACGACCUCGUCACCAAGGGUACUCCCGUCAAGACCACCCCUCUUGAUGCUGAGCUGGACCUCGAGCUCUUCAGAAUGAUCAUCAAGGCUGCCAAAUAAGCAAUUGAAGGGUUUUAUGUAACAUAAAGAUCAUACAUAUCAAUAAUUAAGCAUUUUGCGGUAGUUGAAUAAACAUGGAUAAAAUAUAAACAGUGUUCACGAUCAAUCUCAUCUAUAGAAAGAGCAUUAUCAAUGUGUUUGUAGUUGUG